GCAGGGAUGGAUUGCCAGGACAUGAAUGAGCUGCAGCAGGAGGUGAUGGAGGAGCUGGGAAUCUCCAUGGAGGAGCUGAGAGAAAUCAUCGACAAAGAAGUGGAGAAUUCCGAGUGGGUGAGGCAGAGGAAGCAGCAGCUGGAGGAGCUGGAGCAGUGCAUGAGGCACAAGGAGGAGGAGGUGGCCCACGUUGACCAGCUCAUUGACGAUGCUGUGAGGGCCAUGGACAAGUGCGAGGUGCUGGCCAAGGAGCUGUACUCCAUGAUGGGCCUGCAGUACCGGGAGAGCAGCUCCGAGGACGAGGCUCCAGCGGCCACAGAAGUGAUCGAGAUCCCCGACGAGGAGGAUGACGAUGUCAUGAGCGUGGACUCGGGCUGGAAACGCAGCAGCAGCUGUCCCAGAAUCUCCAGAGAUCAGAGUCUGCUGAGGGAAGCAAUGGCUGCCAUGAGGAAAUCUGCCCGCGAUGUUGCAAAAUUCAUGGAUGCUGUAAACAAGAAAACCAACUUGCAGGAAGCACAGAAAGAUGCACAACCCCCUCAGGAACCUCCUGGCACUGCCCAGCCCAUCACUGUCCCUGCAGCCCCUAGCAAUGAUCUCAACACUGAUGGGGACCUCAAAGUGGGCAUGAGGAUUUUGGGGAAAAAAAGAACCAAGACGUGGCACAAGGGGACGCUGAUUGCCAUCCAGACGGUUGGUGCUGGCAAGAAGUACAAAGUGAAAUUUGAUAACAAAGGGAAGAGUUUGCUCUCGGGCAACCACAUUGCCUACGAUUACCACCCAUCUGCUGAGAGGCACCACGUGGGCAGGAGGGUGGUGGCCAGGUACAAGGAUGGCAAUCAGAUGUGGCUCUAUGCUGGGAUUGUGGCUGAAACCCCCAAUGUCAAGAAUAAAGACAGGUUCCUGAUUUUCUUCGACGAUGGUUACGCGUCCUACGUGAAGGCGUGGGAGCUGUACCCGGUGUGCCGGCCCCUGAAAAAGGCCUGGGAAGACAUUGAGGAUGUUUCCUGUCGGGAUUUUGUUGAGGAAUACAUCACUGCCUACCCCAACCGGCCCAUGGUGCUGCUGAAGAACGGGCAGCUGAUCAAAACCGAGUGGGAAGGCACCUGGUGGAAAUCCAGAGUGGAGGAAGUGGAUGGAAGUCUGGUGAAAAUCCUUUUCCUGGAAGCUCUUCCCAUGGGAACUUCAAAUGUUUCCUUCUCCUUCCCACAAGAGGACAGACGUUGUGAGUGGAUUUACCGAGGUUCCACACGCCUCGAGCCCAUGUUCAGCAUGAAAGCUUCCACAGCUUCCACCCAGGAAAAGAAGCAAAGUGGGCAAACCAGGACUCGUCCCAACGUUGGUGCUGUGAGGAGCAAGGGCCCUGUGGUCCAGUACACCCAGGAUUUGGCAGGAGCUGGUCCCCAGUACAAGACUCCAGAGCCAGCUGCACGUCCCUCGUCUCCUCAGCCUGCAGAGAUGGAGUGCUCGGACACACAGCUGGCCCAGGGCAGAAAGCAGGUGGCCAAGAAAAGCACGUCCUUCCGUCCUGGCUCCGUGGGCUCCGGCGUCCCCAGCAGCGCCCCCUCGCAGCCCUUCCACGGGAUGAUGGACCGCGUUCCCAACGAGCCGUCGUACCGAGCCCCUCUGGAGAAGCUCUUCUACCUCCCCCACGUGUGCAGCUACGCGUGCCUGGCGCGGGUGCGGCCGGUGCGCAGCGAUCAGUACCGCAGCCGCAACCCGCUGCUCAUCCCGCUGCUCUACGACUUCCGCCGCAUGACGGCGCGGCGCCGCGUCAACCGCAAGAUGGGCUUCCACGUGCUCUACAAAACGCCCUGCGGGCUCUGCCUGCGCUCCAUGCACGAGAUCGAGCGCUACCUCUUCGAGACGGACUGCGACUUCUUGUUCCUGGAGAUGUUCUGCCUGGAUCCCUACGUGCUGGUGGAUCGCAAGUUCCAGCCCUACAAGCCCUACUACUACAUCGCGGACAUCACCAAGGGCAAGGAGGACGUGCCCCUGUCGUGCGUCAACGAGAUCGACAGCACGCCGCCGCCGCAGGUGGCCUACAGCAAGGAGAGGAUCCCCGGCAAAGGGGUGUACAUCAACACCAGCUGGGAGUUCCUCGUGGGCUGUGACUGCAAGGAUGGCUGCAGGGACAAAUCCAAGUGUGCCUGUCACCAGCUCACCAUCCAGGCCAGCGGCUGCACCCCCGGAGGGCAAAUCAACCCCAACUCGGGCUACCAGCACAAGCGGCUGGAGGAAUGUCUUCCAACAGGUGUUUACGAGUGCAACAAGAGGUGCAAGUGCAACGUGAACAUGUGCACCAACCGCCUGGUGCAGCACGGCCUCCAGGUGCGGCUGCAGCUCUUCAAGACCCAGAACAAAGGGUGGGGCAUUCGCUGCCUCGACGACAUCGCCAAGGGCUCCUUUGUCUGCAUCUACGCAG
This is a messenger RNA of Zonotrichia albicollis (white-throated sparrow), 2422 nucleotides long. The record is from RefSeq and is a predicted model, not a curated record. NCBI's taxonomy places the organism in Eukaryota, Metazoa, Chordata, Aves, Passeriformes, Passerellidae.